CAUCCCUCCGCAUUUCGCGACGAGUUAAAGUUGGCUGCCAGCCCACCCCCUUCAUCCCGCUGACUCUCGCUCACUAACCAGCAGGCCCGGUCCUUCUCUCAAUUGUCUUGGGCCGCUCGCCAUUGAUUCGGCCGCGACCAUGAUCUCUUCCAUGGAGAAUCACGCUAGGGGUAGAAGCCCGGCACGGGGCAACGAUGUUUUGAAUGAUGACGACCGUGCCGCGUGGAGUGAUGCCGAGAGCAUCUCCAGCCGGUCCACUAUGUCGUUCGACUACUUCCCCGUCCGAGAGAGGCAGUAUCGCGCACCUGUAUUCCGCCUCAAGAGAGGGGAGCCGGCCGGUAAGCCGGUUUACGAAGCUUGGAAUAUCGAGUACUACCCGCGCAAGAGGGUGCCGGUGCAGGGCUUCAAGUUGCUCGGGGUCAGGCUCGAAAAUUAUGACGACCUCGGAGACCGAUUUGUGGUGAGCCCGCAGCCUUCUGUGCAACCGGACCUGUCAGACAUGCACUUGCAGGCCAUUGAGGCUUUCCAGUCCAGGCAUAAACGGUGUUGGGCGACUCGAGCAUUGCGAGGGAGGGCCAAGACUUACGAGCAAGAUCUCGAGGAAAGAUGCAGAAAGCUUUCUGACACAGUCCAAACUGCUCUCACCCAGCUCCUCAUGGAUAGAGGCAGGGCCACCUCAACCCAUUACCGAACCCGAACCUGGACAGUUGUCGUAAUGCGAGAGCAGCUGCGCAGUCGGUUCACCGACACCGACCUCACCGAAGUGAAGCGCCACAAACUGCGCAAAUGGAAGAACCCCGGGCCAGAAGAGAUCUUGGUCUACACGGUGCUUAUUCGAGGGACCGAGACCAAGGCUGCCCCUGCUGACACCGGUUUCAGCACCUUCGCACCCUUCUAUAAUCCUUGGGUGCACUCGGACAGGACGGAGGGGCUGCGCAAGCAGCGGGAAGAACGCCGGCAGCGGGACACUCUUCGUCGCAAGAGACACCAGUUCUCCCCACCCUACAGAAACUGGUCGCCUCCGCAUCGGAACCGGUCUCCAUCAUACCGAACGCGAGUCCGGUCCGCAUCCCCUCCGUCAUACCGGAGCUGGGGAAGCCGCUUUGAUUCCCCGUCUCCACCGCUCCGUCGUUCGCGCUUCGAAUCGCCUCCCCCAUACAGGCGCUUCGCCCAAAGCGAGUCUCCAAACCGCAGCCGUUCGCCCAGCGUUCGGGUCCGCGUUGUUCCGAGGCACGACAACUACAGCUUCGACGACGCGACGUUCUCUCCCAGUCCAACUCCGCCGGAAUCCUUCACCCCUCCGCCCGGCGUAUCGGCGUACCACCGACCGGGAAUGGCGCCACCAGCACCCUUCCCAGCACCCUUCCCAGCACCCUUCCCAGCACCCUUCCCAGCACCCUUCCCAGCACCCUUCCCAGCACCCUAUUCCAACCAGUUCCCCUCGCCACCGUCAUUCCCCGACUCCUCCGGAACCGCACCGAGAGACACCCGGCCAUUCAACGACCACACCACCGCCCCGUUCCGGCCGAUCCCAACCAACUGCUUCGCCUGCCGCAAUACCCGGACCUGCAUCCACUUCCCCCCCUACCAGUCCUGCGCCAGACCCGUGCUAUGGCACAACGGCAUAGGCUACCACCCGCCUUGCCUGGCCUGCGCCCAGAUAGACGCCUCCUCGAGGGCGCCCUUCCCACGCAUCCCACCGCACGCGGGCACAGCCUAUGCUCCAGGGCCCUAUCAGUUCGGCGCCGCUUCGUUCACGCAGUAUCCCUUCAACAGCAGCUGCUUCGGCCCCUCCCCGCCGCCGCCUCCUCCUCCGGCAACGACACGCCCCCCAUCUUGGAUCUCGCAGAGCUCGAUGGGACCGGUGCCGCCGGCGCCAAAUCCGUUUUCGCCGCUGUCGACACCACCCUUGACGAGUGCAGGCGGGUCGAGCCCGGUUAUGUCAUCUCCGUCGGCGCGGGUGAGGACGCCGGCGGCCGAGGAGAUGGGAGAGCCGGAAGUGAGGGUUGAAUCGCCCAGAGCAGGGUCACCUGCGCCGUCCGGGGUGAGUUCUCAUCAGUUCUGAGAGUGAUUAGGUGUGGUGGUUGUGACUGUUAUCUUUGAUUCUUCGAACGAUUCGGGAGGGGUUGAACUGGCAAGAUUGGCUCUGGUUGAACUCCAUGACGAGAUGACGUGACACGAUUAUUAUGACCUUCGGGUGGUUGCUAUUUUGAUAGGAUCUAGUUUCCUGGUGUAUUUCUGCGAUUGACUGUUUCCAAAUUCAAGAAUACGAUUGUUAUUCGCCUCCAAGAUCUGGAUCCACCAUAUGAUGUUGCGUGCUUUGAAAGAAUCCAAGCCUUGUACGGGGUACAAAUCUGCUCUCGGUUUGUGCGUUAGCACGGGUACACGGCGGGGCAGUAGACAUAAGACAAUUGAAAUCAAGAAACAAAGGUGAAAAAAU
Parathielavia appendiculata is the source of this 2440-nucleotide messenger RNA. RefSeq lists its product as uncharacterized. The record is from RefSeq and is a predicted model, not a curated record. NCBI's taxonomy places the organism in Eukaryota, Fungi, Ascomycota, Sordariomycetes, Sordariales, Chaetomiaceae. The transcript has 2 exons. Bases 260 to 2065 code for a protein of 601 amino acids.